Molecule: messenger RNA, 840 nt
Organism: Helianthus annuus (common sunflower)
Lineage: Eukaryota; Viridiplantae; Streptophyta; Magnoliopsida; Asterales; Asteraceae
Product: putative F-box protein At3g49980
Exons: 1
Coding region: 1-840 (279 amino acids)
Molecular function (GO): protein binding
Source: RefSeq, a predicted model, not a curated record
AUGACUUUAGGUGUUGAAGUCAUUGGUUUUGGAAUACUAACCCGUCUACCAGCCAAGGAUGCGACCAGGUGUAAGAGUGUCUACAAGGAAUGGUGUGCAUUACUAUCAACGCAGCCAUUCAAAAGAGAACACUGCUCUCGCUUGCUACUUCCACCUAAUCAAAAAACAUUGUUAACCCAUUUAUUGAUUUGCUCUGUUUACCCAAUAGACUUUAAAACCGGUGAUUAUGGGACCCCGACUGACAUUCAAUUCCCAUUCCCACCCGGUCUUAAGGGCAUCGGAACAUUAGCCCACCUGGAUGGUUUGCUUUGUGUAAGUUUGCAACCAACCCAUGACUUAGCGCUCUGGAACCCAACCACUACUAGGUAUAAGCUUCUCUCCACCCCUGCCGGCCAAGGACUCUAUAAUAACGUCACAGAUGCGGUUGGUCUAUACAAAGGGCCCUCGGAUGACUACAACGUAUUGCAUAUAAAGAGAUCAAUAGGUGUUACUACAACCCAGAUCUACUCCAGGCGUUUUGGAACCUGGAGACAAAUACCGUUCGACACAAAACCCGAAUAUGCAACACGUAUGUUCAUUUGGUCGCAUGGGACUUUAUGUGGAAACACUCUGUACUUCACAAUCUCAGAAUCUUGGGAUGUCUUUAUAAACGUCGUUAUUGCAUUCAAUACAAUCACAGAGAAGAUUAUUAAGAUACCAUUCCCCCGAUUUCCACCGACAUCCAUUUAUGAGGGGGUUUUGACAAGUGUAGAAGACUCACUACAAAUGCUUCUAAUUAUUACAAGUGGCGGACACUUAACGGCGAUUGCUGGUACAGCGUCUUCUCAACACCACCAGUGA